This is a messenger RNA of Sardina pilchardus (European sardine), 1239 nucleotides long. RefSeq names its product tumor necrosis factor receptor superfamily member 11B-like. The record is from RefSeq and is a predicted model, not a curated record. NCBI's taxonomy places the organism in Eukaryota, Metazoa, Chordata, Actinopteri, Clupeiformes, Clupeidae. Bases 26 to 928 code for a protein of 300 amino acids. Gene Ontology annotation, molecular function: protein binding. The transcript is spliced from 4 exons.
GUGCUGCAGUCCCCAACACAUCUGAAUGAACAUGUGGUUCGUUGUGAUGAUGAUCGUCUUUGGCAGUGGCCAGUCUAGCGCGCAGAACUCCACGACUUAUCUGCACAUCGACCAGUCCACUGGGCAAACUCUUACAUGUUCGAGAUGUGCGCCCGGACACCACUUCGUUGAGCACUGCACUGCCACUCAGCCUACAAAGUGUAUGCGAUGCCAAAACGGUCUUUAUACUGAGUGUUGGAACUACGUCCCUGACUGCCUUAUGUGCGACACUUGCUACGAAAACCAAGUGAUCUCACAGCCGUGUUCGCCUUCUCAAAACACCAAAUGCGUUUGUAAAGAAGGUUACUUUUGGAAUACUUACUAUUGCAAAAGACACAAAACCUGUCCCUCUGGAUACGGUGUGAAGACGAAAGGCACAUCAUAUGAAGAUACUGAGUGUGUCCUUUGUCCAAGUGGAUCGUACGCAGCUGGAAAACCAGGGCAUGCUACUUGUGAGGUACACACCAUCUGUGAAUUAAAGGAAUGCAAAACCAUACUGAAGGGGACGGCUUGGCAUGAUAAUAUCUGCGCUUCUUGUGAUACCAUCCAUGAAGAUGGGGUUGAAUACCUUCGUAGCAUCCUUCCUGAUUUCUUCAGCCAUAGCAACUUGAAUAAAAAUAAAUUGCAACGACUGGCAAGGAUGUUGCACAAAGCAAACAAGGGCAACCGUUUGAAGAAGAGCAGCAGAUCUGUGAUUAAUGACCCUCUUGUGUACAUCACAGCUUGGGUCAGCAAAGCUAGUGUGCAGGAUCUUAGAAAAUUGCCAGAGAUGCUUGAAAAAGUGUAUCUUUACCAUGCAGCCGAAAAACUUGACCGUAAAAUGGCAAGACUAGAUACAGAAGUGAAAAGCUGCAUUGGGACAAAUAAGAACACAAUCGACAUGGAUUGACUUGAACAUGAGGCCUUUUAACAUGUAUGUAAGUUGUGUUGUGUUGAAGAAGAAUUGCAAAUUCAGGGAGACUAAUGGUUUUAUACUAUACUAUUUAUUCUAUUGUUAUAUCAUUCACAGAAACUGGACCUUAAUCAUAUGAACGUUUUUUUUGUGAAAAAGAGGUGUAUUUGUUCAACCUAAGGGUUCAACCUAAGACUGUUAUUUAAUGAAAGAUUGGUGUAAGAGAGAUUGUAUAUUCUAGCUUGAUAUAUGUUAGUGAAUUAGCUUUAAUCAUGACACUUUAAUAAAGCACUGAUGCCUACCCAUGA